Molecule: messenger RNA, 1383 nt
Organism: Chrysochloris asiatica (Cape golden mole)
Lineage: Eukaryota; Metazoa; Chordata; Mammalia; Afrosoricida; Chrysochloridae
Gene: WDR77
Product: WD repeat domain 77
Exons: 10
Coding region: 86-1114 (342 amino acids)
Biological process (GO): oocyte axis specification
Cellular component (GO): methylosome
Molecular function (GO): protein binding
Source: RefSeq, a predicted model, not a curated record
AGUGGUGCACCACGUGGGAUUGCAGCGGUGCUGAAUCUCUGGCCAGCGUCCAGUUUGGGUCUGGGUUGGAGUUGGGACUGUGGCGAUGCGGAAGGAAACCCCUCUUCCUUUAGUACCCCCGGCGGUCCGCGAAUGGAACCUUCCCCCCAAUGCACCCGCUUGUAUGGAACGGCAGUUGGAGGCUGCGCGGUACCGGUCCGAUGGGGCACUCCUACUUGGGGCUUCCAGCCUGAGUGGCCGCUGCUGGGCUGGCUCCCUCUGGCUUUUUAAGGACCCUGGUUCCGCCCCCAACGAAGGCUUCUGCAACGCUGGAGUCCAGACGGAGGCUGGAGUGGCUGACCUCACUUGGGUGGGGGACAAGGGUAUCCUCGUGGCUUCUGAUUCGGGUGCUGUUGAAUUGUGGGAGCUGGAUGAAAGUGAGACACUCAUUGUCAGCAAGUUCUGCAAGUAUGAGCAUGAUGAUAUCGUGUCUACAGUCAGUGUCCUGAGCUCUGGCACACAAGCUGUCAGUGGUAGCAAGGAUUUCUGCAUCAAGGUUUGGGACCUUGCUCAGCAGACUGUACUGAACUCAUAUCGAGCUCACUCUGGGCAGGUCACCUGUGUUGCUGCCUCUCCACACAAGGACUCCAUGUUUCUGUCAUGUAGUGAGGACAAAAGAAUUUUACUGUGGGAUACUCGCUGUCCCAAGCCAGCAUCACAGAUAGACUGCAAUUCCUCUGGCUACCUUCCUACCUCACUGGCUUGGCAUCCUCAGCAAAGUGAAGCCUUUGUCUUUGGUGAUGAGAAUGGAACUGUCUCCUUUGUGGACACCAAGAGCACAAGUUGUGCCCUUAGCUCAGAUGUGCACUCCCAGUGUGUCACUGGACUGGUGUUCUCCCCUCACAGUGUUCCCCUCCUGGCCUCUAUCAGUGAGGAUUGCUCACUAGCCGUGCUGGACUUGAGCCUUUCCGAGGUGUUUAGAAGCCGAGCCCACAGAGACUUUGUGAGAGAUGCUACUUGGUCCCAGUUUAACCACUCCCUCCUUACCACAGUGGGCUGGGACCAUCAAGUCAUCCACCAUACUGUGCCUGUAGAACCGGUCCCAGCCGCUGGAUCUAACAGUGUUGCUGAGUAGGUUCGAUUUAAGACAAAGCAAAUCCCAUAUGAGUGUCCACUCCCUUUGCACCUGCCCCCUCAGCUUAUGAGACACCACAGAGCCUCGUACAGCACGUAGAUCACGAGAUCUGUGCAUUUAACAGGCAUCGUCUCUUGGCCUCGGAGGCUGGAUUCUGGGAUCCUGGAGUCAUACGGGAGCAAAAUUGUUCUUGAAAAUGUUGUGUUUCUGAGUGUGUCUGUGUGUAGAUAAAGUAAUUUUUAGUGGGAGCGGGGUAAAAACAAUCCAUC